GAAAGAUAUUUAACCUACCUACCUCACGAUGGUUUUAAUAAUCAAAGAAUUGAAUUAGAAAAUGCAAUAUUCUUAGCAUGGUUUCUAAAUAGAACUUUAAUAAUUCCUCCUCUCCUAUUUUUUAAAGGUGUUGCACCAAUCAUAUCACAACCAUAUGAUAAACUAUAUGAACUUUUAACAAGAUUUAUGCAUCCUAACGACGAUUUUAAGAAUAACAAUUUUGAAUUUUGUUUUAGUGAAGAUAAAACAAAUUGUAACUUUGUAUUAUGCUUUCGAGAAGAUCAAAGCAAUUGUAGGAUAGUAUCCUACACUAUGUAUAAUUGGGAAGAGUUGCUGGAUUUUGCAUUUUUGAAACAGCAUAUCAAGUAUAUUCACCGCCAAGAUUUUAAUCUAAAAUAUUUAUUAGAAUCACUUCAAAUUCAUCACGAUAAAGAAGUGUAUAAUGUGACUAGUGAUCAAGCACAAUAUCAACAACGGUAUUACGAUGACCCUACAUCAACAAUAAAGCUCGGUAAAUUCAAAGAACGAGUGAAUUUAAUCGACUUAAGUAAAAGAACAGAAAAAUUAUUACAUUUUGGAAGUGUGUUUUCAUCGAUUAGAAUUGUUCGAGAAUUACCUGAAAGCAAAAAAAUUUGGAACAAAUUAAUAAAUGAACUACUACCAAACAAUCCAAAGAUGAUUAAUAUCGUAAAUGGAAUUAUUGACAGAAUUGGAGGAACGAAUAGUUUUAUUGGAGUACAUGCAAGACUAGGAGAUGGUUACUUUGUCAAGCAUCAAAAUGAAAUAGUACAAGAACUUAUUAAAGGAAUUCAAAAAGAUUUUAAUCAUACUGACAUAAAAAAUGAUAGUGCUUGUUUACCAGCAACAAUAUUUUUGGCAACAGAUGUAGAACGCAAUCAUAAUUCCCUUCAACCAUUCUUUCAAACUUUUCCAUGUAUAUAUAUGUUAGAUGAUUUUAAUGAUUUAUUAGAAUCUUUGAAAUUUUUAAAAAAUCCUAAAGAUG
Messenger RNA from Dentiscutata erythropus, 1003 nucleotides. The record is from the annotation of a GenBank genome assembly. NCBI's taxonomy places the organism in Eukaryota, Fungi, Glomeromycota, Glomeromycetes, Diversisporales, Gigasporaceae.